Messenger RNA from Camarhynchus parvulus, 875 nucleotides. It is a transcript of the gene FAM107A, whose product is annotated as family with sequence similarity 107 member A. Gene Ontology annotation, biological process: regulation of actin cytoskeleton organization; actin filament polymerization; actin filament bundle assembly. The coding region runs from base 344 to 847 and encodes 167 amino acids. The record is from RefSeq and is a predicted model, not a curated record. Gene Ontology annotation, cellular component: neuron projection; synapse; stress fiber. NCBI's taxonomy places the organism in Eukaryota, Metazoa, Chordata, Aves, Passeriformes, Thraupidae. The transcript has 4 exons.
UGUGCCGAGCAGCAGCUCGGUGCCCGGGCACGCACAGAGCUCUUUGCUCUGGGGAGGAAAAGGAUCAGCGCCUUCACCUGUGCUGGGAAAGCACCACCGGGCAGCCAAGAGCCGAGGGGAGAAGUUUUCAGGGCGGCACCGAGGAGCGAGCAAGGCCAGCGGCUGCUGCCAGCCGAGCUCGGGAGGCCCCGGUGGGUGGCAGGAGCAGGGAGGGACCAGCUGCCACCUCCACGUCACCUUGUGUCCCUGCUGGCACCGCACGGACCCGGCAGGAGCCGGGCACUGCCUUGGAGCGGCCAAAGGCACACGAGUGACUGCCGGGGCGGGCAGCAGCAGCAGCUCCAUGUCGUGGGGCACAGGGCAGCACCUGCCCCCCGGGCUCCCCCGGGCCUCGCUGCGGAAAUCAGCAUCAAUGUACACGGAAAUACAGCGAGAGCGACCAGAUGGUGGGAAUAUCCUGACUCACCCAGACUACAUAGAUGGAAACCCAGACCUCAUCAAACCUAAAAAGCUCCUAAAUCCUGUAAAAGCCUCGAAGAGCCAUCAAGAGCUGCACAGGGAGCUGCUGAUGAACCACAAAAGAGGUUUGGGCGUGGACAGCAAGCCAGAGCUGCAGCGAGUGCUCGAGCACCGCCGGCGAGACCUGCUCAUCAAACAGAAGAAGGAAGAGGAAGAGGCAAAGAAAUUGCAAUCUCCUUUUGAAAAAGAGCUAUUAAAGAGGCACCAGAGGCUGGAUCAGCUGGAGAAGGAGCAGGAGAAGCAGGAAGACCAUGCGCCAGAAUUCAUUAAAGUCAAGGAAAACCUGAGAAGAACAUCAACAGUGACAGGGGACGAGAAAGCAGCAUAGCUUCUGCCAAAACCCAAUGGGAUCCUGC